Aphanomyces astaci is the source of this 1186-nucleotide messenger RNA. RefSeq lists its product as hypothetical. Gene Ontology annotation, cellular component: late endosome. Gene Ontology annotation, molecular function: small GTPase binding; guanyl-nucleotide exchange factor activity. The record is from RefSeq and is a predicted model, not a curated record. Gene Ontology annotation, biological process: regulation of early endosome to late endosome transport; protein transport. NCBI's taxonomy places the organism in Eukaryota, Oomycota, Saprolegniomycetes, Saprolegniales, Verrucalvaceae. The coding region runs from base 17 to 904 and encodes 295 amino acids. The transcript is spliced from 5 exons.
UAACGAGAUCUGUAGGAUGGAUCCGACGCGGUCGUUGGCAUGGGUGGCGCUGUUGCAGAAGGUCGACCGACGGCAGCUCGAAGCCACGUGGAUGUACCCCAACGUUCCCAAGGACCAUCUUCAUGUGUUGCUGCAUCGUGUCAAUGUCGACGCGCCGCGACCGGAUGUGUUCUUCGUCAAAUAUCAAGACACGUGGGUGUAUGUGGGCCGCCCGUCGGUGGUGGCGGGUGACGCCGUCGUCGUCGUAGCCAGCAAGUGCUUUGACCCCGAGAAGUACGCGGCCUUGCUUGACGUGUUAGCAGACGAGUACGUGGCGGCGGGGUCGUCGCCACUGGCGCUCGUCCGCGUCUACCUGGCCCUGUUCACCACCGGACAAUACGCCAAUCCCAACACCCACGUGUCGCCGUUUGAAUGGAACAAGAACCAAGCCAUGGCGCCGUACAUUCCGACCUCCGUCACCCUCGACACGUUCGUGUCCAUGUUUCAAAGCGACGAUAGCGCCAUCGUGUGGCUUGCCAUCCUGGCCAAGAAGAGGUGGCCCUACCUCCACUUGAAAGUGCCUCUCACGACCAGAGGUCGGUUUGGUAGAGUCGUCGUGACCAGCGACAACAUCCCCGACCUGCUUCAACUCACGCGGUGCCUGCCUCAGUUUGCGUGGCAUCGUCAGGACUGGGCCAUCCUCCGUCCGUUCACGCGGGGGACGAGUGCCGAAGUGGCCGACCUCUGCGCGUCCGGCGUGUACAUCGCGGGCAUGCUGCACUCCGACCUCCAUCCGACCACCUCCUCGUCGCCGUUACUUUACGAUGUCCUUGUUGACGGUAUACAAGCUGCUGUUUUACUAGAAACCCCUUUGCGAUGUGGUUUUCUCAAUGCGAUCGAUGGGCAGUACCGACGCGCACGGUGACUGUGGCGACCGGGUGCGCCGACCUCUUCUCGGGUCUGUCCUGGCACAACCAAUGCACCGACGUGCUCGCGACCUACCACCACCAGCCCUCCACAGACGACCACUCGCUCCUCGUGGACGUUGUAGCCAAGAAGACACUGACUUUGAUCGAGUCCAUCCAGGCGGCGGCGCUCACGAGCGUCCAUGGCCUCGACGAACCAUUGAAGUGGGCAGUGGCCGUCGCGGAAGAGCUCGUGUAACGUUAAUUGUAUAUCCAUCUAGUAGUAGUAGUACUAGUAGUAG